AUGGGAGCCAGCACCUCCAGCAAGUCACCGCCCUUCGAUGGAGGUGAUGAUGUCACCUUUGAUAAUUUUGAGAUUUUGCGAGCUAUUGGGAAGGGCAGCUUCGGAAAAGUCUGCGUCGUGCAAAAGAACGACACCAAGAAGAUGUACGCCAUGAAAUACAUGAACAAGCAGAAGUGCGUGGAGCGUAACGAAGUGAGGAACGUCUUCAAGGAGCUGCAGAUCAUGCAGGGCCUGGAGCACCCCUUCCUCGUUAAUUUAUGGUACUCGUUCCAGGACGAGGAGGACAUGUUCAUGGUUGUGGACCUGCUGCUCGGGGGUGACCUGCGCUACCACCUCCAGCAGAAGGUGCGUUUCCAGGAGGGCACGGUGAAGCUCUUCAUCUGCGAGCUGGGGCUGGCCCUGGACUACCUGCGGAGCCAGCACAUCAUCCACAGGGACAUCAAGCCUGACAACAUCCUGCUGGACGAGCACGGACACGUGCACAUCACCGACUUCAACAUCGCCACCAUGCUGACUAAAGAGAUCCAGGUCACCACCAUUGCUGGCACCAAGCCCUACAUGGCACCCGAGAUGUUCAACCCCACCAAACCCACGGGCUACUCCUUCGCUGUGGACUGGUGGUCGCUGGGCAUCACUGCCUACGAGCUGCUGCGGACCCGGAGGCCGUAUCACAUUCGCGCCAACACGUCCACAACCGAAAUCGCUCACGUGUUCAGGACAGCGACGGUGAUGUACCCCGCGGCGUGGUCCAGGGACAUGGUGGCGCUGAUCAAGAAGCUGCUCGAGCCCAACCCCGAGAAGCGUUUUUCCCAGCUGAAGGACAUCCAGGCCUUCCCGUACCUGUCCGACGUCAACUGGGACGCUGUCCUCCAGAAGAGGAUAAUGCCUGAGUUCAUCCCCACGAAAGGCAGACUGAACUGCGACCCGGCCUUCGAGCUGGAGGAGAUGAUCCUGGAGGCCAAACCCCUCCACAAGAAGAAGAAGCGCUUGGCGAAGAGGGAGAAAGACGCCAGCAGCAGCAACUCCUCGCAGGCCUGCCAUCUUCAAAAGCACCUGGAGAGGCUCCAGAGGGACUUCAUCGUCUUCAACAGAGAGAAGUGA
This is a messenger RNA of Mesitornis unicolor (brown roatelo), 1101 nucleotides long. RefSeq names its product serine/threonine-protein kinase 32A-like. The record is from RefSeq and is a predicted model, not a curated record. NCBI's taxonomy places the organism in Eukaryota, Metazoa, Chordata, Aves, Mesitornithiformes, Mesitornithidae. The coding region runs from base 1 to 1101 and encodes 366 amino acids. Gene Ontology annotation, biological process: G protein-coupled receptor signaling pathway; protein phosphorylation; regulation of signal transduction. The transcript is spliced from 11 exons. Gene Ontology annotation, molecular function: G protein-coupled receptor binding; ATP binding; G protein-coupled receptor kinase activity.